GCUUACGGCUGAGGUCACGUCGGCCCUCCCCUACAGGAUCCUGCGGGACCGGAGCGGUCCGAUAAAAGCUGCCAGAACCAUCCCCAUCCAAACCUGAGACUUCUUUGGACGGAACCACAUCUCAUACCGACACCAGACCCGCAAACUGAAGUCCACCUGAAGUGAAAGUUCACCUGGGGCAACCAUGACAAGAUCUGUUCACCUUUUCUUUCUCCUUUCUGUUCUCUGCUGCAGCCUAGCGGACAAUGCGGAGCAGCCCCGAUCCAAGCGAGGAGCUCGUUUUUACAGAGGUGAGCCUGCCAGGCAGCCCGCUAGACAGACGCUUUGGAUUAUUCGUGUCCAGAAGUCCUCACCUUCCUUUGACAAUCCCCUGCUGUGUGUGGAUAGUGAAACGUCAGCAGUGCAUGGUUAUGGGGACACAUGGCUGCGAUGGAAGGGGCAACGUGUGGAGUAUUGUCAUUGUGCAUUAAGAGGACAAGAGCGCUGUCAUUCUGUUCCCGUCAUCAACUGCUAUGCGUCUCAGUGCUACAACGGAGGAACCUGUAAGGAAUCUGUGUACACGUCUGACUACAUCUGCCAGUGUCCACAAGGCUUUAAGGGGGCUCAGUGUGAGAUCAACUCUAACGAGAAGUGCAUCGUGGGUAAGGGUGAGGGUUACCGCGGCACCUUGAGCGUCACACACUCAGGAGAGGAGUGCAUCAACUGGAACUCCACGUCGUUGAGGGGAAAGAAGUUCACGGCGAGGAAAACAGACGCCAGCGGCCUUGGACUGGGGAAUCACAACUUCUGCAGGAACCCUGAUCAGGACAGUGCUCCAUGGUGCUACAUCUACAAGGGCACCCAGGUUAUCUGGGAGCUCUGCUCUUUGCCGAAAUGUUCAGGAGACAGGAACAGAGAGUGCGUGCAGGGCUUGGGUAAGUCGUACCGAGGAACAGCGGCUGUCACUAAAAGCGGCUCCGCCUGUCUUCCGUGGGAUGCUCCCGCCGUGAGGCGCAAACGCAACAAUGCCUGGAAGUCAAAUGCGCUGGAUCUGGGGCUGAGCAACCACAAUUUCUGCAGGAAUCCCGAUGGGGAUUCAGGCCCGUGGUGUCACACCUACAAGAAAAUGCAGCUGACCUGGGAGCUGUGUGACAUCCCAAAAUGCUCAAGAGCUCCAUCCACCAUCACCACUCUUGGCCCUCGAGCUCCCACUACAAAUAACAACCAAGCAACAUGUGGCCAGCGUUUAGAUAACACCCUCAGCCGCCCGGCCUUUCGCAUAUUCGGCGGCAGAGGAAGUGACAUCACAGAGCAGCCCUGGCAGGCAGCCAUCAACUUUUACGUUCCCCGUCACAAAAGACACUUCCACCUCUGUGGAGGAGUCCUCAUCGACUCCUGUUGGGUGCUGUCCGCCGCGCACUGCUUCCAAGAGAAGGACAAGCCUGAAAUUCUGCAGGUAAUUUUGGGACGAACAUUUCGAACGCAGAACUCCAACAGCGAGCAGAUUUUUAAAGUUGAAAAGUUGUGGAUUCAUGAGAAGUUUGACAGUGAAACAUACGACAACGACAUCGCUAUUUUGAAGCUGAAAACGGACAUUGGCCUGUGUGCUGUGAACUCUGAAGAGGUUCUUCCAGCGUGCCUGCCUGACCGUGGGCUGGAGCUACCCGACUGGACUGAAUGUGAAAUCUCUGGCUAUGGAAAAAGCUCUGAAUUUUCUCCAGAGUUUUCCGAGCGGGUUAAAAGAGGACACGUCCGCUUGUGGCCCAAAGAGCGAUGCACUCCAGAUGUGCUGUCUGAACGCACGGUCACAUCAAACAUGCUCUGUGCCGGAGACACCCGAGGCAAGGAUGACGCCUGCAAGGGAGACUCUGGUGGUCCUCUUGUUUGUCGGAACCAGAACAGGAUGACUCUUAUGGGCCUGGUCAGCUGGGGAGACGGCUGCGGGGAGAAAGAUAAGCCUGGGGUCUACACACGCGUCUCCAAUUACAUUGACUGGAUUAAUAGAAAAAUUCGAGUGAAUCCGGUCUGAACCUCAGAGGGCCUGAAAGACGGGCUUGAACGGCCCACGAAAACAGAAGGUGUGAAACAGAAAUCCUUAACUCUGCUGGUUAACCGGUGGCUCUAAACCCGAGCAGAUGCAGAUUUUUGUCGACGCAAGAACAUACUUGGGGAUGAUGGAGCUCCUUGUUCCCAAGUUUCCUGUUUCUUUAGGUGUAUUUUCAACAUUUCAUUGUGUGCAGACACAAGAAGAGAACUGGUUUUUCCUCACAGUGGGACAAAAUUUAUACUUAAAGUCCCACUCAGAUCAUUCUUUGAUCUAUUUUCAAAGCGUUCCCGGUGGUCUUUUAAUUGGUUAUGUCAUUUUUAGCCAAAAUUUAAAAACAUGUAGUUCUACAGUUCAUCAGAAAUUGUGUGGGUGGAACUGUUGGCGCAAAGCAAGCCCACCCCCAUUUCCCAUGAUGCAUCUGGCUUGCCUGCUGCCCCUCACAACGCCAACCUAACAUUACCAGUGCAAUAAAAAUGGCGACCAAUAUUGGAGCUAGUCAGCCCUACAGUUUUGAGCCAUAUUCCAGCUCAGAGGAGGAAAACAGAAAUGGACGUGGAUCUAUUUGUCUACAAGUGGAUCCAUCAGAGGGUGUGACCUGCCCAGUGUACUUUCUAUGUAACAAAUACAAUAUUUUCUGCAUUUUCUUUGGCUAUUCCUGAUUCACAAUGAUUUGAAAUACUCAGAAAUGUAAUUUUGCGCUGAAUUUUGCUGAUAUAUGUCCUCCAUCAUCAGAAAAGUGUCACAAAAAACAUGUUAAAAACACUAGAAACACAAUUUUCAUCAGAGUGGGUCUUUAAUGUGUAUUCUCAGAGUUUCAUAAAGUGCAGACAAAGGGAGGAACUGUUUUCCUCACUGAGGGACAGCUGAGGAACAAAGUUUUAACAUAGUGAUGCCGCAAUCUGUCAUCUAUUAUAACAAAUAGGAAACAUAAUAAUCCCAAUUUUAAUUAUUGAUUAAACUCCUCAGGAAUGCAGUUAGAGGACAAACACUUGGGUAUUUACAGCAUCAUAAAAACGCACAAAAUAAAAAUAAAUGUAUGACUUGAUCAUAUAAUAAGGGGGUGAAUGUUACAGGACAUUAACAGUUGGUUGUCAAAUCACUUCAGCACUUUCACUUGGCAGAAAUGUUCCUUUUGACAGUGGCAUCAGCUUUGCACAGUGGAAUAAAUCACAGGGACAUUUCUCUGAAAGAUCAUUUUCUGAGGUUUAUGUAUUUUGUAAAUAUUAACAUUAAAUUAUCUGUAUUAACUAACUGGAGUUCCAUAACUGAGUCAAAAGAACUUGAAAGUGUCUGCUGGUUCAGAUUCUGCGUCUUUUCACUUAUUUUUAAUCCUUUUUCUUUCUAAAUGAGUGUGUGAUGAUUGUUCCAUUCGGAAAUCAGCAUGUCUGUUUGCCUGAGGAAGACUAAGACAGGCCUUAUUUUCUACCUGCGCUCCUCUCCACCUGACUCCUUGAUCUCAUCAUCUAUAGAUCGUAUUUUUUCUUUUAAACUUAUAUUUAAACUAAGAUUAUGUGGAUAAUGUUUUAUACUGUUUUGUAAAAACUUUAAAAAGUUGAGUUUCAUUCUGUGUGGCAUCAUUAUUUAUUGUCAUUGUCAUUUAAACCACAUACUAUGUUACAAUUAAAACAUUAUUUUUUAAAAGGUA
Molecule: messenger RNA, 3671 nt
Organism: Oryzias latipes (Japanese medaka)
Lineage: Eukaryota; Metazoa; Chordata; Actinopteri; Beloniformes; Adrianichthyidae
Gene: plat
Product: plasminogen activator, tissue
Biological process (GO): plasminogen activation; smooth muscle cell migration
Molecular function (GO): serine-type endopeptidase activity
Source: RefSeq, a predicted model, not a curated record